UAUCAAGCCGAGACCAUGUCGUCUUCUUCCUCAUCAAAGGUUUCACCCGUUUUAUCGUCGUCAUCAUCCUCAACAACAGGAACCGUCGCCUCUGCCGCUGCCGCUGCUGCUUCGUCGGCUUCCAUGUCUAAUAACAUUACCACUACCGCUGUUGCAACAGCUGCUGAGAAUCCAGUAUGCACUUCAGGAUACAGAUCCAAGCGCUUACAGGAUCAGUCCUCUACAAAUAUCUCCCACAAUGUCAUCCUUAAUUAUGGCUCUGGGGACCGUGGAGCAUUCAUUGCUUCAUUUGCCUCCAUCUCCUCCUCUGCCCUCUCCACCUUCAGCCCAUACAGCCUUCCUCAGCAGCGACCCCCAAAGUCGAAGGAACGUGGUCAUGGCAAGGGAUUCGAAACAACUCAGUCGUGCUCCGUCCCCUACUAUGAAAAGCAGCACCAGCAGCAGCUUCAGCAGCAGCUUCAGCAGCACUCAUCGUGCAAAGAGCGAGUUAGUGGGUUGGACAGAGUCGUCAUGGCGUGCGCCAUCAUCUGGUAGAAAGUUUCGGUCGUCGUCACGAAAGAAUUAUUCUUCUUAUAAUUGCACGAACGUGUACCCACAUGUUGAAUCAACUAUAGACUUGAAUUAUCAGUUCCAGUACCAGAAAGGUUAUCAUAAUAAUGAGGGCGUGAAUUCCGAUGGAGUUGAGGAUGAUAAUGAGGAUGGCAGUGAGGAUGAGGAUGAGGAUAGAGACAUGAUGUUCAUGGGGAGGAUGUGUGUCGAUACGCUCUACCAAACUGACUCGGCCACUUCAGAGACCGAUAGCGACGAUAGUGUUUGCGACUCUGAUAGCGACGAUCCCUCAUCCUCAUCGUCAUCAACAUCAACAACAAUGAUUGAGAUGAUGAUGGAUGAUGAGCAGCUCUUGGUUGAGUUUGGAAGGAGGCCCCGAGUCUUUGACGAUACCGAGACCAUGGCGUUCUAUAUAUCGCCCUUGGCGAUCACACAGCUCUCAGUCGGACUAUGGACCCGCUCCCGGCCUGCAUGUGUGAUCAUCAACACCAGCAUCCCACGACAGGUUCGAUUUGAUGAUAUGGAUUGGUCCACUGAUGCAUUAAGGAUGUUAAACACUCCCAAUGCUGGUGGUAGUUCCUUAUUGUCCGAGGUCUUAUCAAUCGAGAUGUUGAAUCGGUGUUUAGGUGCGACCCUUGCGAAGACUGAGAUGGAGAUCCGGUAUCUCUUUGCGUACCAACCGAUUACAGAUUACACGAUCACAUUGCCGAACCUAUCUCCUCGAAUGCAUGUGGGUGUCUCAGUGACGCGUGCAUUCGCAUUCAAGGGUGCAUAUAAAAGAGCGGAUUGUCGUAAACUUCUGUGGAAGAAAUUGACAGGGAUCUUGGCCUCGACUAGGAAUGUGAUCGGAGAGCGAUUCUUCAAACAGAUCUUGCAUGUCUGGGUCCCAAAUGGUAAAGUCGCAAGGACAGUCCAGGCAACGUACAGGAGCUUACCAAUAGAGGUCACCCGAAACACCGUAGUCAUCAUCUCUGUCGUCAAUGCCAGAUGGGUAUUCAGCAACCGUCGCUGAGGCGGGUCUUCUAAGGCCCAGUAUAUUGUAUAUAUCUAUAUUUCCUAUGUAUUAAAACCGAAAGAGUGAAACAGUGGCUGCCACAACUGACCGCCUUGUCUCUUUUUCGAUAAAAAGAAAAGGUGUUUCUGUAGUUUCUGUGUAGUUUCUGUGUAGUUUGUUAUAAUAUAAUUUCCAGUUUGUACUACAGUUACAGCGGUUGAUAUUAAAAAAAGCUGUAUAUGAAGAAAGGA
Messenger RNA from Lobosporangium transversale, 1794 nucleotides. RefSeq lists its product as hypothetical. The record is from RefSeq and is a predicted model, not a curated record. Bases 239 to 1561 code for a protein of 440 amino acids. NCBI's taxonomy places the organism in Eukaryota, Fungi, Mortierellomycota, Mortierellomycetes, Mortierellales, Mortierellaceae. The transcript has a single exon.